ACUCACCUUCUGUCAUUCCUUUGGUCCAGGUAGAGAUCUUAGGACCCAAAGAAGAUGUCAAGACGCAGUAGCCGAUUGCAAGCCAAGCAGCAGCAGCCACUGUCAUGUCAAGAGGAGUCUUCACAGGAACUGCAGGCACCAGAACAUCUCCAGACCAGAAAAAGGAGAACAGCAGAGCAGGAAAUUAAGAAGAAAGAAGAUGGAAAAAUUGCCAAAAAACAUCAAUAUGAAAUUAAGAGCUGUUGGCCGCCCACGAUAACAGGAGGCAUCUCACCGUGCAUAAUUAUUGAAACGCCCCACAAAGAAUCGGUAACCACUGACUUCUCAAGAUUCAAAAAAUACAGGUUCAGAAACCUCUUCAUAAAUCCAUCGCCUUUGCCGGAACUCAACUGGGGAAACUCCAAAGAUGUCUGGCUCAACAUCCUGAAGAAGGAGAACAGAUAUGCUCACUGCAAACACUUCACCUCACUACAUUCUAGUUUGCAACCGCACAUGCGAUCGAUACUGUUAGACUGGCUUCUAGAGGUAUGUGAGGUGUAUGCGCUCCACAGGGAAACCUUCUACCUAGCUCAAGACUUCUUUGACAGAUUCAUGUUGACACAAAAGAACAUUAACAAGAGCAUGCUCCAGCUCAUAGGAAUUACCUCAUUAUUCAUCGCCUCCAAGCUUGAGGAAAUCUACGCUCCUAAAAUACAGGAAUUUGCUUAUGUCACCGAUGGUGCUUGCAGUGAAGAUGAUAUUGUAAGAAUGGAACUUAUUAUGUUAAAGGCUUUAAAAUGGGAACUCUGUCCUGUGACAAUCGUCUCGUGGCUGAACCUCUACCUUCAGGUGGAUGCUCUGAAGGAUGUUCCCAAAGUGUUGCUACCUCAGUAUUCUCAGGAAAAAUUCAUUCAGAUAGCACAGCUCUUAGACCUGUGUAUUCUGGAUGUGAACUCCUUGGACUUCCAGUACAGAACACUAGCUGCUGCUGCACUCUGCCACUAUACCUCAAUUGAUGUCGUUAAGAAAGCUUCAGGCUUAGAUUGGGACAGCAUUUCAGAGUGCGUAGAGUGGAUGGUUCCUUUUGUGAACGUGGCAAGAAAAGUCCCCGUGAAACUGAAGAAUUUUAAGAAGGUUGCAGCAGAAGACAGACAUAAUAUCCAGACACAUACAAACUACUUGGACAUGCUGGAGGAAGUUAAUAGUGGAGUAGUGUCUACUGCCCCUGGUCAGUUAUCACCUGUAUCAACAGCGGGAAUAAUAACACCUCCCAAAAGUACAGAGAAGAAAUGAAAGAUGGACAACCAACUUCGUGAUCAGUUUCAGAACCACGACUAGGUGCUUCAAAACAAGACCACACUAAAGUUGACUCAUUUUAAUGCUCUUUAAUGAUACUGAAGACUUCGGCAGUAAGACCCGUUCAGCAGAGCAUCAGACAGAAAUCGGGACCAGUAUUUUCCUACAGCCUUGAUAAAAGAAGUUUUAGACCAAGCAUCCCUGCCUGUGUCAUCACAGGAGGCUGGACUACUUUAGUCUCUUCUCACAUAGGACUCAGUUCAACUCUGAACAUUCCUAAUUUAUGCAUUUCAAGAACAUGUUUUGAAAGGGCUGAGUGGCAGGGUUGGACAAUUCAGCUUGCUUACACAUCACUGUGCUUUAACUUGGGAUAGCCAUACAGAAGAACACGGUGCCAGCUUGUACAUAUUACCUCUUCUUGACCUUUUUUCUCUUGCCUGCAAGUUAUUCAGCUACGAGCUCAGGUGCAGUAUUACAGAGGUCAGUGAGUAAGCAGUUUACUGUUCUGAAACCGCUCUGCUCUUGGGCUAAGGUAGAGCCAGCCCUGUAGCAAGGUUUAAUUCCAUAGGAGGGGGAUAAAUCACCUUUUUGGGCUGCCAUCAACUUGAGCUCCAGCAUACCACUGACCUCAGGGAAGAGUACAAAUGGAAGCGUGCUGCUGAAGUAACCUAACUGGAAGAAGUACAGCCCUUGAAGGAAGGAGUUCUAAGGCCCAGCCAUGAACGUGCAACAGUAAAAAAACUAGAACUGGAGGGUAGGAAAGAAGUGAAGUGCUGGUAUUCUACAGCCACUCGUGUCCUAGGAGCAGUAUUUUAGGUAGCAACUGUAGAGCUAUGUUUUAUCAGUGUUCAAAAACAGCAUUAACUACUGUGUUUUCCUUGGAAUGUUUACUACCUCUGCAUCUGAGGUGCUUAACUUCUGUCGAUGAAGGGACAGUACUGGGAAAUACGGCUGCCAGCCCCUCUCUUUUAAGGUGCUCCUACCUGUGCCCCCUUCAGGGACAACUUAGUGCUGAGCAGUUCAUGAAGCUCUUUUCCACUAAGUUCCCAAACUUGAAGUCAGAGCUUCUUCAACCACUCCCUUGUGGAAAUAGCUGAAGUUGUUGUUUCAGGCCUUCUGUACAAUUUGUAAAGAUACGGGGUUUUAUUAUAAGAUUUCAUCUAUUUCUAAAUGAAAGAUACCAGACUGUAAAUGUUGUAUAAAAAUUUAAAUGAAUUUUAAAAAUAAAGUUGUGGAA
Molecule: messenger RNA, 2512 nt
Organism: Oxyura jamaicensis (ruddy duck)
Lineage: Eukaryota; Metazoa; Chordata; Aves; Anseriformes; Anatidae
Gene: CCNE2
Product: cyclin E2
Exons: 11
Coding region: 55-1272 (405 amino acids)
Biological process (GO): regulation of cyclin-dependent protein serine/threonine kinase activity; G1/S transition of mitotic cell cycle
Cellular component (GO): nucleus; centrosome; cytoplasm
Molecular function (GO): cyclin-dependent protein serine/threonine kinase regulator activity
Source: RefSeq, a predicted model, not a curated record